AUGUCGUUGAGAGAAAGUUGCAGGAACAGAAUUUUUACUGUAAUCACUAAAAUAACUCAGGUGAGCAAAUAUGUUGUUAUGGUUGUAGAUCAAAAUGCUUACAAAAUAUUAUCCAUGAUAUGCAAAAAUGAAGAACUAUUAGAAAAAGGAGUAUCAUUAAUCGAAUUAAUAAAUACACAAAGAAAUAAUUUACAAGAUUUUGAUUGUAUAUAUUUAUUAAGUAAUAAUAUUGAGAGCGUUAAUAUAAUGUUAAAAGAUUUUAUAGAUGAAAAAAAUCCAAAAUAUAAAAAUAUUCAUAUAUUAUUUACAUCAAAUGCUUGUAAAAAAAAUGAAAUAUUAAACUUAAUAGCUACAAGUGAUUUUAUGUUAAAACGGAUUAAGUCUUGUGCUUGUAUAAAUUUAAAUUUCUAUCCUUAUGAAAGCAGAAUUUUUUAUUUUGAAAAUAAAAUAAAUUUAUAUGAUUUAUAUCCUUUAAAAAAUUUACAAAUAUUAAAUACUGCAGCCUCGGAAUUAGUUUCUGUUUGUUCUUGUUUAAAAACAUAUCCAAAUAUACGAUAUCAAAAUACCGAGUUAUGUUAUAAAUUUGCAGAAAUCGUUCAAAACUAUUUAGCCGCAGAAAUUUCAAAAAAUAAUAAUGAAGAUAAAGUGUCAGAAGAAGAUACUGAAUCUGUUUUAUUAAUUUUGGAUAGAUCCAUUGAUAGCUCUAUUUUAUUUAUACAUGAUUAUACAUAUCAAAGUUUGUGCUAUGACCUUUUAAAAAUUAAUACAGAAUUUGACGAUAAUGAAAAAUAUAUAGAAGAUAAAGAUGAAAAAAAUAAUUAUCCUCAUGCAGUUACAUUUAAAAUGCCUAAUAAUGAAAAAAAAAAUGAAGAAAAAAAAGCCAUAUUAUCAGAAAAUGAUAAUUUAUGGAAAAAAUAUAGACACACACAUAUACAAGAAGUAAAUGAAAAUAUAAAAAAUGAAAUAAUUGAAUUUACUGAAAAAAAUUCAGUAGCAAAAAUUCAAAAAAAAAAAAACUUUUUUAAUCUUAAUGAAGCAUUAGAAGCAAUCAGAUUUUUACCAAAACAUGAACACAUGUUAGAACAAUAUUGGCUACAUAUAUAUUUAUGUGAAGAAACUUUUAAAAUAUUACAAAAUAAAAAUGUAGUGGAUAUAGGUUUAAUUGAACAAGAUAUUUGUUGUAAUGUAGAUAAAUUUGGUAAAAAACUUAAUCACAUAGCUAAUUUAAAUAGCUUACAAAAUAUUUUAGCUAGCUAUGAAUAUCAACAAGAAGAAAAAGCUAGAUUAUUAUUAUUAUAUUUUAUUAAUUAUAUAAAUAUAAAUAAGCAAGAUGAAAUAAAACUCAUUGAGUCAGCAAAACUUAGUUUGUUUAUGAACAAAAUUAUAAAUCAUUUUUUAAAAUUAAAGUUGCAAAAAAAUGUUUUUCUUUCUAUUGAUAAUGAGGAUGAUGUAUCAGUACAAAAUCAUGUUUCCCAUAUAUUUGAAAAAAAAAAAAAAAAAAUUAAAUAUUAUAAAGAUAUUGCAAAAAAUUCAAAUUAUGAAUUAACAAGAUAUGAACCAAAUAUAAAAGAAAUUAUUCAAGAACUAUAUACCGAAACAUUGGAUAAAAUAUAUUUUCCACAUCUACCAAAUGUUAAUAUUAUACAAAAUAACAAUAAUAAUACACCUAACGAAUUAAAAGUAACAAUAAAUUUUCCUGAUAAAACAAAAAAUGUGUCAAGGGGAACUGUAUGGGAAUAUAAAAAAGAUAUAAUAAAAAACCAAACAGAAAAUCAUAAAAAAAAAAAAAAAAUUAUUGUGUUCAUAUUUGGAGGUAUAACAUUUCCUGAAAUUAAAAUCAUAUAUCAACUUUCAAAACAAAUAAAUGUAGAUUUAUAUUUGGGUGGAACUUCAAUAUUAACAUCAAAUAUUAUAUUUAAUCAAUUUAAAACACAUUCUGAUUUCUAG
This is a messenger RNA of Plasmodium berghei ANKA, 1947 nucleotides long. Its product is annotated as syntaxin-binding protein, putative. The record is from RefSeq and is a predicted model, not a curated record. The transcript has a single exon. NCBI's taxonomy places the organism in Eukaryota, Apicomplexa, Aconoidasida, Haemosporida, Plasmodiidae. Gene Ontology annotation, biological process: intracellular protein transport; vesicle-mediated transport. Bases 1 to 1947 code for a protein of 648 amino acids.